UUUGCACUAAAUAGGACAAAAACAUAAUGAUUUUUCUAAUGUAGGACUUAAACUUUUUUAUUUCCUAAAUAGGACUUAAUAAUGUCUAGUGGGAGAAAUAAUGUUCAGAAAUGAUGAGCAUUUACUUGAAUAAUGACCAAAAGUCCUACAUUCAGAAAUAAAAACAUAUGGUCCUAUAUUCGGAAAGUCAUUAUGUUUUAGUCCUAUUUAGGUAAAUUUCUCAUAAAUAAAUACUGCGUAUGCGUUUAAUUUGGACGAAUUAAUUAAUAUGCUUAUGGAGUUGGCGUGGCGGCGCAGGAAAACAUUGGAAUGGAGGAGGUGUUGGAGAGGCUGAAAUGCAAGAGAGAGGGGCUGACGGAGGGAGAGGGGGAGGAAAGGCUGGUCAUAUUUGGGGCGAACAAGCUGGAGGAGAUCAAGGACAGCAAACUCCUCAAGUUCCUCGGCUUCAUGUGGAACCCUCUCUCCUGGGUCAUGGAGGCCGCUGCCAUUAUGGCCAUUGCCUUGGCUAAUGGGGGAGGGAAGGGCGCGGACUGGCAAGAUUUCGUAGGAAUCGUAGUGCUGCUCAUCAUAAACUCCACAAUUAGUUACAUCGAAGAAGACAACGCUGGAAACGCGGCGGCGGCUCUGAUGGCGAAUCUGGCGCCGAAAACAAAGGUGCUGAGAGGGGGGAACUGGAGCGAGCGGGACGCCGCAAUCCUAGUCCCCGGCGACAUCAUCAGCAUCAAGCUCGGGGACAUCGUUCCGGCCGACGCCCGCCUCCUCGAAGGGGACUCCCUGAAGAUCGACCAGGCUGCUCUCACCGGCGAGUCCUUGCCCGUCACUAAGAGCCCCGGCGAUGUCGCCUUCUCCGGAUCCACCGUCAAGCAGGGUGAGCUCGAGGCCGUCGUCAUCGCCACCGGCGUCCACACCUUCUUCGGAAAGGCUGCUCAUCUUGUCGACGCCACUAAUAACGUUGGUCACUUCCAGAAGGUGUUGACUGCCAUUGGGAAUUUCUGUAUCUGCUCAAUUGGCAUCGGAGUAUUGAUUGAGAUUGUGGUGAUGUUCCCAGUACAGCACAGGAACUAUAGGGAGGGCAUAGACAAUCUGCUUGUGUUACUCAUUGGGGGGAUCCCAAUUGCCAUGCCCACAGUGUUGUCUGUGACUAUGGCUAUUGGGUCUCACAGGCUGUCGCAGCAGGGUGCCAUCACUAAGAGGAUGACUGCCAUUGAAGAAAUGGCAGGUAUGGAUGUGCUGUGCAGUGACAAGACCGGCACCCUCACCCUCAACAAGCUCACAGUUGACAAGAACCUCAUCGAUGUCUUCAUUAAGGACGCCAGUAAAGAGGUUGUCUUGUUGCUCGCUGCUAGGGCAUCUAGAGUUGAGAACCAGGAUGCCAUAGACGCUUGCAUCGUCAACAUGCUGAGCGAUCCCAAGGAGGCAAGAGAAGGCAUUCAAGAAGUUCAUUUCCUGCCUUUCAACCCGGUCGAUAAGCGCACUGCAAUUACAUAUAUUGAUAGUCAAGGUAACUGGCACAGGGCUAGCAAGGGUGCUCCUGAGCAGAUAAUUGAACUCUGCGAUCUUAAAGGAGAUGCUCUGAAGAGGGCCCAUGGAGUCAUUGACAACUAUGCCAACCGUGGCCUUCGUUCUUUAGCCGUAGCAAGACAGACUGUGCCGGAGAAGAACAAGGAGAGUGCUGGAUCACAAUGGGAAUUCGUUGGUCUGUUGCCUCUUUUUGAUCCUCCAAGACAUGACAGUGCCGAGACGAUAAAGAGGGCUCUUGAACUUGGUGUCAAUGUGAAAAUGAUCACUGGUGAUCAGCUUGCCAUUGGUAAAGAAACAGGGCGAAGGCUCGGUAUGGGCACCAAUAUGUAUCCCUCUUCCUCGCUUCUCGGGCAGAGUAAUGAUCCAUCCAUUGCUUCAAUCCCUAUUGACGAGCUCAUUGAAAAGGCUGAUGGCUUUGCUGGAGUCUUCCCUGAGCACAAAUAUGAGAUUGUGAGGAAGUUGCAAGAGAUGAAACACAUCUGUGGGAUGACUGGUGACGGCGUAAAUGAUGCCCCGGCAUUGAAAAAGGCUGACAUUGGAAUUGCAGUGGCCGAUGCUACAGACGCCGCAAGAAGUGCAUCAGACAUUGUGCUGACUCAGCCAGGCCUAAGUGUCAUUGUAAGCGCCGUCUUGACCAGCCGAGCCAUCUUCCAGAGGAUGAAAAACUACACCAUCUAUGCAGUUUCCAUCACGAUACGUAUUGUCAUGGGUUUCACACUCCUUGCCCUUAUAUGGAAAUUUGAUUUCUCGCCAUUCAUGGUCCUAAUCAUCGCCAUUCUCAAUGAUGGAACCAUCAUGACAAUCUCCAAGGAUAGAGUAAAGCCUUCACGCAUGCCUGACUCGUGGAAGCUCAACGAGAUCUUUGCCACCGGUGUCACCCUUGGGACAUACCAGGCUCUCAUGACUGUUAUCUUCUUCUACCUUGCAUCUGAUACUGAUUUCUUCACCGACACUUUCAAGCUAAAAUCCAUCAAAGAUUCGCCGUAUGAGUUGACAGCCGCUGUGUAUCUUCAAGUUAGCAUAAUCAGUCAAGCACUCAUCUUUGUCACGAGAUCACAUAGCUGGUCAUUUGUUGAGCGCCCUGGAGUCCUGCUUGUUGCUGCCUUUUUUGCAGCACAAUUUCUGGCUACAAUUAUCGCCGUAUAUGCAAACUGGAGCUUUGCAAGAAUCCAGGGGAUCGGCUGGGAAUGGGCGGGCGCCAUCUGGAUUUACAGCAUAAUCACAUACUUCCCUCUUGACAUCCUCAAGUUCAUGAUUCGAUUAGCAUUGAGUGGAAAGGCCUGGAAAUCCAUGAUGGACAACAAGACCGCUUUCACCUCAAAGAAGGACUACGGAAGGGGUGAGAGGGAGGCAAAAUGGGCGGUGGACCAGCGCUCGCUUCAUGGUUUGAGUACUGCCCAGGCCCCUAACCAAUGCAACGAGGAAAGCUAUAGAGAAUUGUCUGAGAUCGCAGACCAAGCCAGGAAACGUGCCGAGGCUGCCAGGCUCAUGGAGCUUCACACGCUGAAGGGGCAUGUGGAAUCGGUGGCCAGGAUGAAGGGUUUAGAUAUCGACACUCUCCAGCAACAUUACACCGUCUAAAAUAGAGCAGCAAGAACAUACUAACAAAACACACUCACUAUCCAAAAAAAAAGGAAACAUGUUCAACUAGCCUUUUUCACAUUUUAGCGGGAUAUGGGAUGAGAUUUGACGAUAUAUUGGACGAUUAAGAAAAGACCUAACUGAGAUCAGAAAAAAGAAGACACCAUUUCUCAUGUACAUAAAAACAUGAAAAGGGG
Molecule: messenger RNA, 3299 nt
Organism: Cuscuta campestris
Lineage: Eukaryota; Viridiplantae; Streptophyta; Magnoliopsida; Solanales; Convolvulaceae
Source: the annotation of a GenBank genome assembly